AUGAGCAUGGUAAAGAGCCGGGAGCGGCUGGAGCAGCGGCUGGCGGGGAUGGUGGCUGCCCCGGAGACGUCUCCAGCCUGGUCUGCACUGGGAGAGGAGGGGCUGGCGACCACGAAACAGGACAAGAGCCAUGGGCAGGAUGAGGCAGACUGCAGGCCAAAGCUGAUCCUCCUCAACGGGGACUGCACCAAUCCUGCUACGCCCAGCGUUGUACUGGAGGCGAAUGGGAAGCCCAGUACUCCAGAUCCCAUGGACCUCACGCUGUUGCCUCUGCAGAACAAGAAGGACAGCAAUGGAGACCUCUCCAAGGAGGACCUGGCCUGGCCACUUGGCCUGGCGGGGGUGCAGAAGGCAGGGCAGGCCCGGCACGUGACGAGGAUCAAGGAUCGAAGCAGUGUGGAGGCUCUCAGGGACCUGCGAACUCCUGUGCGGGGCUCCAGGCGUCGCUCAGCCGUGUCCACACCGCUGACCAUCGACCUGACAGAGGAUGACUCCCGGGACUCAUCCCAGAGCAGCAGCACACUCUCUGGCAGCAGCUCCCAGGAGGGGCAGAAUGGCUCUGCCGAGCUGGGGGCUGAGGAGUCAGAGAGCAGAGACGUGGGGAUGGCACUGGAAUACCAGGAUGGGAAGGAAUUUGGAAUUGGGGAGCUCGUCUGGGGGAAGAUCAAAGGUUUCUCCUGGUGGCCUGCGAUUGUUGUCUCCCACAAAGCCACGGCCAAGCGCCAGGCUGUGUCAGGCAUGCGGUGGGUGCAGUGGUUUGGAGAUGGAAAGUUCUCUGAGGUUUCUGCGGACAAGCUGGUGGGACUGAUGGCCUUUAGGCAGCAUUUCAAUUCUUCCACGUUCAAUAAGCUGGUGUCCUACCGGCGCGCCAUAUACCAUGCCCUGGAGGUUGCCCGGAGCCGGUCGGGGAAGACGUUUACAACUGGCCCCAGGGACUCGCUGGAGGAGCAGCUGAAGCCGAUGAUUGACUGGGCAAUCACUGGCUUCAAACCCCUGGGGCUCAAGGGACUGCAGCCACCCAAAACCUCAGAAAAUGGGGUGCUGAGGAAUGGGACGGAGGAGGUGCUGUCCCUUGAACAGUAUCCCCCCACCAAGAGGCUGAAGAGCUACCCCUGCAACAAUGGCAAGGAGCAGCGUGUGGAAGAGGACCAGACCCGAGAACAAAUGGUUUCCGGAGUUACGAACAACAGCGGGAAGCUGGAAGACAGCUGUUUGUCCUGCGGGAGGAGGAACCCGGCCACCUUCCACCCACUGUUCAAAGGAGGCCUCUGCCAAACGUGCAGGGAUAGAUUCCUGGAGUUCUUCUACAUGUAUGAUGAAGAUGGUUACCAGUCCUACUGUGCUGUCUGCUGUGCGGGCAAGGAGCUGCUGCUCUGCAGCAAUUCCAGCUGCUGCAGGUGCUUCUGUGUGGAGUGUCUGGACGUGCUGGUGGGGCGAGGGACAUCGACCAGAGCAAAAAUGCAGGAGCCCUGGAACUGCUACAUGUGCUCACCCCAGCAGAACUACGGGCUGCUGCAGCGCCGGGAGGACUGGAACACCCGUCUGCUGGACUUCUUCACCAGUGACAAGGGACAGGAAUAUGCUGCACCCAAAAUCUACCCAACAGUCCCGCCAGCAAAGAGGAGACCAAUCCGAGUGCUCUCGUUGUUCGAUGGGAUAGCAACAGGACAUCCAGGAGCAGCCACAUCGAGCUCUGCUGACGAAGGAGACCGGGAGGCCAAAGAGAGCAGUGCGACCUCAGACCUCUGUCCAUUGGCAGGGUACAUGGUGCUGAAGGACUUGGGCAUCCAAGUGGAGAAGUACAUCGCCUCGGAGAUCGGCGACGACCCCAUUGCGGCGGGCACCGUGCGGCGGCCCGAGGGCAAUAUCACCUACGUGCACGAUGUCAGGAACAUAACCAAGAGAAAUAUUGAGGAGUGGGGUCCUUUUGACCUGGUGAUCGGUGGAACCCCCUGUGAUGACCUCUCCCUUGUCAAUCCAACCAGGAAGGCGCUGUUUGGUAAGGCUGCUUCACCUCUGCUGAGCUGGGUACCCCAGGGUGUUCUGGGUCAUGGAGCCACCUUACAGCCCAGGGAAGUGUUUCAGCCCCAGGGUGUGUUGGUGGUGGCUCCUUAUGGCACCUGCAGAGCACAGGCUGUUUCCGUGCCUGCUGUGGUGGAGAGGGCAGCCAGGCCCCCCCGGCACCCCAUUCCCGAUGCCUCAGCUGGUCCCAACCUGCUGCUCUGCUUUUUCCCUGCAGAAGGAAGCGGGAGGCUGUUCUUCGAGUUCUACCACCUGCUCAACUACGCCCGUCCCAAGGAAGGCGAGGAGCGGCCCUUCUUCUGGAUGUUUGAGAAUGUGGUGGCCAUGAGGGUCAAUGACAAGAGGGACAUUUCCCGGUUUCUGGAGUGUAACCCAGUUAUGAUUAAUGCGAUCAAGAUAUCUGCUGCCCACCGAGCUCGUUACUUCUGGGGCAACCUCCCGGGGAUGGACAGGAUCUUCGGCUUCCCCCUCCACUACAAGGACGUCUCCAACAUCGGCCGCGGGGCUCACCAGAAGCUGCUGGAGAAAUCGUGGAGCGUCCCGGUCAUCCGGCACCUCUUCUCCCCGCUCAAGGAUUACUUUGCCUGUGAAUAGCAAGCCGAGCGUCCCUCGUCUCUCUGGUAAAGGUGCACAGCGCCGCUGCUGUGGCGGGAGAGGGACGGGCACGGCUGCCAGACUGCCAGGGCCCCGUCCCUCCCCGGCCACGUGCUGCGGGACGGCAGCCUGGCCCUGCAGGGAGAGCCGUCUGUAACCAAAGAACCUGGCAGGGUCACUUCUUUAAAGGGACUAAUGGCAGUGAUUCGUAGGAAAUGAUGGACAAGGAGCUUUAAUUACCCAGCGCAGGAGCUCUGUGCAUCACUGAUGAGAUGGGGAGUCUCCUCCACAGCAUUAACUAUUCCCGUUGAGCCUGGAGCUGGGAAGUCACCACUUGCUGAGCAGUCAGUGUGGGGGCAGCUGCCAGGGAGCUGCAGGCAAACCUGAACUACAGUGAAUUAAUGCUUUUCCUAAACAAACAAAACCUCUUGAAGCAACUGCCAAAAACCCCCAAACCAUAGCAGCAGGUGUAGGGGACCCUGCUCAGGUUACACACUGAACACAGGAUUAUACAGAAACCAAAUCGUUUUUAUUUUUAUUUUUUUUAUAAACUUUACUUUUGUUGUUUUAAUGUCUAUUGCUGCUUUUAAGGCAUUACAUAAGAAUGUGGAGAUUCCUAGACCUGAAUGUAGCUGAAACUGAACUGUGAGGUGAUAGAAUUACUUUUCUAGCUAGAACUGAAGAAAUACUGUUUUAUGUGUUUGGCUGUAGUUUACAGAUAUUCACUACUUCCUUUUUAAAGCAUCUAAAACCUCUCCUUACAUUUUAAAAUCCUGCUGAAUGGCUUGAAAGCUUACACAGUAAUUGGAGCAGGGAGGAUUUGGUCUCCAGUGUCUGUAAAGGAAGAUGUUCUUGGAGCAUCCAUUUCCCAAAUGAAUGUGGUAUGUCAGCAGGAGGGACAGCGUAGUGGUCAAUGGCAUCCUCAAACCGCAGCCCCCCCAAAUGUCACGUACCAUAUCAUGAACCCGAGCAGCAGUAGCAGGGUGUUGGCUGUGGGGCAGGGGGUUCCUUACAGGGAAAAUCCCACCCGACCCCUUUGGGGGUGCAAGGUCCAGGAGUGCAGCACCACUCUUGCCCGUGCUCAUCUCGUGCUGUGGGCAGGGGGAGUGGACCCUGAGGGGCAGUGAAGUGAGAAAGCUGUGGGGGGGCUGUGUGUGUCCCCCCACUGCAGGCACUGCCACUGCUGGGGGGUCUUGGGGGUGCAGGCAGGGGCUGCACCUCUCCUCCUCUGCGCAUCUGUCUCCCUGUGCAUCCCUGGGCAGAGGUGGGAUGCUGCUGGUGCUUGUGUGCCCAGCCCCAGCCUGGCAGUGCCCUGGGGGCUCCCGUGGAUGUAUGAACAAACUGGAACCUCCUGCAGCCACCAGUGUGCUCACUUUUGAUUGCCUUCCUCUGCUCCCCAACUUUGCCAGACUGAUUCUCCCGCUGUCCAUGAAGACCUGGGCGUGCUGUGGCCAUAGCCAGCAUCCAGGGAGGUGUGGGUGCCUGCCUCCAUUCCCACCAGGUUUUCCUUAGCCACUGGGCUGCUGCCCCAGCAGGCAUCUCUAAAGACUCUGAAUUCCAAUGCACAUUUCAAUGCACUGAAACAGCUUGUGACAUUCCCCUGUCCUCUGUCCUCCCCUACCUCUGCUGGUCACCUGUCACCUGGCUCUGGCAGAGCCCUUCAGUGCCUUCUCACAAUUAAUUGGGUCCAAACCAUGGGACAACUCACCCCCCUGAUUGGUGCUAGGCUGUCUUGCAAGGUGUUGUACAGCAUCAGUGGGAAGUGAGAGCCUCUCUUCCAGCUCCUUCUACCUCUCUGACACGCUGGGACCCCCUGGCACCCCUGUCUCAGCUGGUGGAGGAUGGCAGCCUCUCAUUUUCCACCCUUGUGUGCAGCUUUCCACCCCAGCUCUGAGGAUCAUUUUCUCUUGGUCACCCCAAGGCUGUACUUGGGAAUGGGCAGAAAAGGAAGCCCAGGUAGUUUAAAGGCUUUUUUUCCUGUUUUAACCUGGAAAUUACUCUUAAAAAGUCUUCCUUGAGGGGUUCAUUCUCCAUGACAUAUAUUCAAGCCCCACACCUUUGUCAAGAAAAUGCUGCAGAAAGCCAAGUGAGCUGCUUCAUGUCACUUCCUGGGGACAUGUAGCACUGUCUUGUCACCAGGCCCUGGGCUGGGAAGAUGGCAGGGUGGGUUCUGUGUGUGCUGAAGGUGUUUGGGAAGCCUUGGCAUUGCCACUGCUGCACUGGCUGGUUUUGAACCCCUCGCCAACCUCUCUGAUCCUUGUGUCCAGCUGGAGCCCAGCCACAACACUAAUUCCUCAUCCCAGCUCCUUGAAGUUCCCGUUCAGAGCCCAGCACGGGGCCUGUGGGUGACAGGCGUCCUCUGCUCUGCACCCCUCUGAUGGGUUUGAUUUUUCCAAACUGGGCAAACACUCAGUGGAGUGUCCUCCAUUCCACAGCAUCCCUGAUCUUAUACUCCAAAUCUCACAUCCUUUCCUAUCUGAUCAAAAGGAAAACAAAUAGAUGAGGGGGGAAAAAAAAGGACUUGGGGAAAGUAAACAAAGAUAAAAGAGGAAUGAGAAUUGUCUUGGCAUUAAGCUCACUUGAUGAGAAUUGUAGCAGACAAGUCUUCCUUGAAAUGUUUUUCCCUGUUAAGAGCCGCCUUUUAUUAUGUGUUUAUAAGAUGUUGUUAAGGGAGGGGGAUUUCAGAAAUGCCUUUUUAAUACUUUUUAAAGGUUUCUAACUCCCUGGUGCUAUUUUUUUAGGUUAAGGAUUUUUAAUGUUGAACAUGUUGCGGGUUUUUGUACAAUCUUCUAAAAAUAAAAGAAAUGUAUCGUUUUGAACACAUUGUACAUGGUUUUUUGUAU
This is a messenger RNA of Lepidothrix coronata (blue-crowned manakin), 5459 nucleotides long. RefSeq names its product DNA methyltransferase 3 beta (gene DNMT3B). The transcript has 18 exons. The record is from RefSeq and is a predicted model, not a curated record. Gene Ontology annotation, biological process: negative regulation of transcription by RNA polymerase II. Gene Ontology annotation, cellular component: nucleus. Gene Ontology annotation, molecular function: DNA (cytosine-5-)-methyltransferase activity, acting on CpG substrates; DNA binding. NCBI's taxonomy places the organism in Eukaryota, Metazoa, Chordata, Aves, Passeriformes, Pipridae. Bases 1 to 2616 code for a protein of 871 amino acids.